AUGGGCGCGGCAAUCCUCAAGCAGGACCGACGUGUCAAAGUCGUGGCGCUGAAGCGGACCUACGCGACAGAAUUGCGAGCCCCAUCACAGGCCAUGGAGGUUAUUGCUGGACGGCCGAGAUCUCCGCUGAUGACCACGCACAUGGAGUUUGGAGUUCGGAUGGUCAUUGACCUUGACGCCUGCUUCUUCUCUCCACGCUUGGCCAGUGAGCGACAGCGCCUUUGCCAAGAGGUGCAGAAGGAUGAACGCAUACUAGUGGCUUUUGCCGGCUGCGGCCCGGAAGUCCUUCAGCUGCUCUCUCAUACCGAAGCUGCAGAGGUCGUGGCUGUAGAGCUAAAUGCAGCUGCAGUAAAAUGCCUCCGCCGAAGCUUGGAGAUGAUGCACCUUUCCAGUUCAGAUGAUGUGAGUUAUGGGCGGGCCUCUGUUAUGGAAGGUGACGUCCGACAGGUAGCCCGAACCCUUCCGCAGCAACAUUAUCACCGUAUCCUGGCACCCAGACCCAAAAAUCCAGGAGAUGGUGAUCUUGACCUGGGGGAUGGGGGCCAGGAGUUCCUAGAUGCCCUUCUACCACUUCUUCGGGAUAACGGGACCUGUUACUGGUACGACUUUGCCGCAGACUGGGAGCUACCCGCCUGCGAGCGAACUCGCAAGAUACUUCAGGAUGCCUGCGCUCGCCACCACCGAGAAUGCCACGUGGCACGUGUGGCUGCUGCAAAUCGCCGGACCAUUGCUGAGCGCCAGUAUCGGGUGGUGGCAGACUUUCAGGUGUCCCGUGCCAGUCCGAACGGGCGGUGA
Molecule: messenger RNA, 795 nt
Organism: Symbiodinium pilosum
Lineage: Eukaryota; Dinophyceae; Suessiales; Symbiodiniaceae
Source: the annotation of a GenBank genome assembly